Messenger RNA from Rana temporaria (common frog), 1668 nucleotides. Its product is annotated as charged multivesicular body protein 1b-like. NCBI's taxonomy places the organism in Eukaryota, Metazoa, Chordata, Amphibia, Anura, Ranidae. Gene Ontology annotation, biological process: late endosome to vacuole transport; protein transport; endosome transport via multivesicular body sorting pathway. The transcript is spliced from 5 exons. Gene Ontology annotation, cellular component: ESCRT III complex; multivesicular body. The record is from RefSeq and is a predicted model, not a curated record. The annotation marks the transcript as partial.
CCCUGAGGAAGCCCCCUCUAGUGAUAUAUAUAGAGAGGAAUCUCCAUCAUUUGCCUUGUCUCUUGCAGGUGACGAAGUCGAUGGCGGGGGUGGUGAAAUCGAUGGACUCCACACUGAAGAGUAUGAACCUGGAGAAGAUCUCGGCCUUAAUGGACAAAUUCGAACAGCAGUUUGAGACCCUCGAUGUUCAGACCCAACAGAUGGAGGACACCAUGAGCAACACGACAACUCUGACAACCCCGCAGGGUCAGGUGGACAAUCUAUUACAUGAGAUGGCGGAUGAAGCCGGAUUGGACCUGAACAUGGAGCUUCCUCAGGGACAGACGGGAUCUGUCGGGACCAGCGUGGCGUCUACAGAACAGGACGAGCUGUCGAAUCGGUUGGCGCGCCUGCGAGAUCAGGUGUAGGCGGAGCCUCUUCCCCGAAGUGCAUUAUCUGCUGUAUAUAUAAAUAUGGUUCAUACCGAAUGUGUCCUCUUUCUAUAUUUCCCACACAAGACGCUGACCUACGGACGGCUUCAUCAGACAUCCGCAGGAAGGACCGCCCCCGCGGGGAGACGCUGACCAUCACAUCAGUCUGUAAAUUGAUUCUCUCUUCUAGCACUUUAAUAGGAAGUCUGAUUCUCUCUCCUGGAUUGGAUGGCUAUGCACAAAGUCCCGCCUCCUGCAGUCCCCUGGGGCAGUGAUGAUACCGCCUGUUCUCUUUUCUGGAUUGGACAGCUUUGCAUAUAGUCCCGCCCCUUGCAUUCUCCCGGGUCAUUGAUGAUACUGUCCAUUCUGUUUCCUGGAUUGGAGGACAUGCACAUAGUUCAGCCCCUGGUCAUUGAUUGGCACUGUGUGUUCUCUGUGAUUGGGCAGGUAUGUGCAUAGUCCCGCCCACGCAGUUCCCUGGGUUAUUAAUGAUACUAUUUGUGUAUAACUGCCCAAUCCAUGAGCACAUAGUCCCGCCCACGCAGUUCCCCCGGGUCAUUGAUGAUGCUAUUUGUGCAUAGCUGCCCAAUCUACGAGAAUAGUCCCGCCCACUUUUGCAUUUGGCAGCUAUGCACAUAAUCCCGCCCACGCAGUUCCCCGGGUCAUUGAUGAUGCUCUGUGCGCUCUUGGAUUGGGCAGCUAUGCACAUGGUCCCACCCCUGUAGUUCCCCCGGGUCAUUGAUGAUACUGUCCUUUUUGUACAGAGUCCUGCCCACGCAGACCCCAGGGUCAUUAAUGAUACUGUUCUCGUGGAUUGGGCAAGUAUGCACAUAGUCCCGCCCACACAGUUCCCCGGGUCAUUGAUGAUGCUGUGUGCGCUCUUGGCUUGGGCAAGUAUGCGCAUAGUCCCUCCCACGCAGUUCCCCCGGGUAAUUAAUGCUACUAUUUGUGCAUAGCUGCCCAAUCGACGAGAAUAGUCCCGCCCACUUUUGCAUUGGGCAGCUAUGCACAUAAUCCCGCCCACGCAGUUCCCAGGGUCAUUGAUGAUGCUGUGCGCUCUCUUGGAUUGGGAAGCUAUAUGCAUAGUCCCACCCCCGCAGUUCCCAGGGUCAUUGAUGAUGAUGAUACUGUCUGUUUUGCUGUGGUUGGAAUCGCUCGGACCCGGUUCCUCGCUGCGUUAGCGUUCGCUGUGUGUUGAUGGCUACGUUUGUAUUUAAAAUCCUCUUUUCAGUAACUACAAUAAACGCUAAAGAACAAA